Molecule: messenger RNA, 878 nt
Organism: Triticum aestivum (bread wheat)
Lineage: Eukaryota; Viridiplantae; Streptophyta; Magnoliopsida; Poales; Poaceae
Product: probable calcium-binding protein CML16
Molecular function (GO): calcium ion binding
Source: RefSeq, a predicted model, not a curated record
AGCAGCAGCAGCAGCAGGCGAAGAAGCCGGCGGCGGCGGAGGACGUCGAGAUCAAGAAGGUCUUCUCCCGCUUCGACACGGACGGCGACGGCCGGAUCUCGCCGUCCGAGCUGGCGGCCGUGUCGCGCGCCAUCGCGCCGCCGGCCACCGAGUCCGCGCAGGGCCGCGAGGUGGCGUCCAUGAUGGACGAGCUCGACACCGACCGCGACGGCUACGUGGACCUCGGCGAGUUCGCCGCCUUCCACGGCCGCGGCCGCGAGGAGCGCGAGCUCGACGCCGAGCUGCGCGACGCCUUCGACGUCUACGACAUCAACGGCGACGGCCGCAUCUCCGUCGCCGAGCUCAGCAAGGUCCUGAGCCGCAUCGGCGAGGGAUGCAGCACCGAGGAGUGCGAGAAGAUGAUCGCCUCCGUCGACGUCGACGGCGACGGCUGCGUCGGAUUCGAGGAGUUCAAGAAGAUGAUGACCGCCGGUGACGCCGGCGCACCACCUCAACCCGAAGCGAUCGCCGUGCCUGACAGCAACAAACCCAAGAAGGAGUGAUACAUGUGCUUUUGCUUGUAAAAAAAUUGUAAUCCGAGGGAGCGAAUUAGUUGUCAGUCCCUGUUGGCCAUAGUCUUCUGGUCUGAAAAAAAAUGGGAAUAAGGAUCAAUGUGCAAUUGCCAUUGUCGUGCUGUACCUCUACGAUAACGGUUGUGUGUGCACGGUAGCAGUACUAGUACUAGAUAUUUUCUCCGAGUAUGGUCAUCUUGCUACUUCAUUUUCACAUGAAAAUGAAGUGCCAUGUUGAUGUUGAAGGGUGAUAAGCAUCCAUUAUCAAUGUUACUUGUAAUCGCAUUCGGCAAUAAAUGUGUUGUCAUCUUAUGAUGUUUCCUAUUC